This is a messenger RNA of Aplysia californica (California sea hare), 5654 nucleotides long. Its product is annotated as phosphatidylinositol phosphatase PTPRQ. The record is from RefSeq and is a predicted model, not a curated record. NCBI's taxonomy places the organism in Eukaryota, Metazoa, Mollusca, Gastropoda, Aplysiida, Aplysiidae. Bases 465 to 5183 code for a protein of 1572 amino acids. Gene Ontology annotation, molecular function: protein binding; protein tyrosine phosphatase activity. The transcript has 36 exons. Gene Ontology annotation, biological process: protein dephosphorylation.
UACAUCCUUGGGUCUUGAUUGCAGCAGCCAUAGCUAGGUUUGUGCCUUUCGGUAUCUGGAAAGGAGAUUCCAGUCGAACGGGACUUGAUUUCUAAAGUUCAGCGAUUGGAAUCUAGCCUGCUUGUGAAGACACUCAUAUUGUGAUGAAAGUACUGUUUCAAGAUUCUGAUUGCUUUUUUGAGACUGUUGUGAAUGACAGCCUUUCGGGCUGCGAGAGGCGGGAUACAAGAGUUGAAGAACGGCGGUUUCUUUUGCUUUACGUAGUUAGGUGUCAAAUCAAAUCCGCAAGGAAAGAUUUCCAUCUGUAGAGUUGAUACGAGCGUUACGUGAUUCGGCUUUUCAAAACUGAAGUGAUUCCAACAUUUUGGUCCGUUGGCGACACUACGCUGUUUGCUCCAAGAUCAACUGUUCAGAGGUAUACCAGACAGUGAAAGACUGAUCUCAGACUUGAGGUCUAGAUUCUUAUGUCUCCUCUCACCCAAGUCAUGGGAGGUGGGACUUUGAGUGUGAUGUUCCUCUUUUGGGCCAGCCUGUGUGCGGCCGAGGCUUUCACCACACCUCCCCCACCGACCCCAACAAACCCACCGACCUCGACACCAGCACAAUUUCACCCUGCCCCAGAAAUGAGCUAUAGACCCUACUGUGCCUUUGAUAACAGUUGUAAUGGAGAUCCUCAGUGUCAUCUCUAUGCUAGAAGAUACACAUGUCAGUGUCCUGCUAACUAUUACUAUUUUGGCAGCAAUCAGUGUAGGAGCAAAAUCAACUAUGGAGGUGGCUGUACCGUUGUUGACAGUUGUAAUGGAAAUCUUCAGUGUUUGACCUCUGGUGGAGAAAAGAAGUGUCUGUGUCCAGCUAGCCAGUACCAUUUUGGCAACAAUCAGUGUAAGAACAAAAUCAACUAUGGAGGUGGCUGUACCGUUGCUGACAGUUGUAAUGAUGAUCUUCAGUGUUUGACCUCUGGUGGAGAAAAGAAGUGUCUGUGUCCAGCUAGCCAGUACUAUUUUGGCAGCAAUCAGUGUAGGAACAAAAUCAGCUAUGAUGGACAGUGUACAUCGGGGUCUCCAGGGUCUGAGAACCAAUGUGCUGGAGAUCUUUUAUGUGAUGUCAACUCCAGGUGCAAGUGUUCUAACACGGAGUACUACACUGGCAACCACAUGUGUGGCACAAAAAUCAGCUAUGAUGGACAGUGUACAUCGGGGUCUCCAGGGUCUGAGAACCAAUGUGCUGGAGAUCUUUUAUGUGAUGUCAACUCCAGGUGCAAGUGUUCUAACACGGAGUACUACACUGGCAACCACAUGUGUGGCACAAAAAUCGGCUAUGAUGGACAGUGUCCAUCUGUGUCAGAUAACCCAUGUGAUGGACAGCUUCGUUGUUUAAACUCCAAGUGCAAGUGUUUGAGCACGGACUACCAUACUGGCAAUAACCAGUGUGCCCGAAAAAUCAACUAUGGAGGUGGCUGUACCGUUGCUUACAGUUGUAAUGGAAAUCUUAUGUGUUUGACCUCUGGUGGAGAAAAGAAGUGUCGGUGUCCAGCUAGCCAGUACUAUUUUGGAGGCAAUCAGUGUAGGAACAAAAUCAGCUAUGAUGGACAGUGUACAUCGGGGUCCCCAGGGUCUGAGAACCAAUGUGCUGGAGAUCUUUCUUGUGUCAACUCCAGGUGCAAGUGUUCUAACACGGAGUACUACACUGGCAACCACAUGUGUGCCACAAAAAUCGGCUAUGAUGGACAGUGUCCAUCUGUGUCAGAUAACCCAUGUGAUGGACAGCUUCGUUGUUUAAACUCCAAGUGCAAGUGUUUGAGCACGGACUACCAUACUGGCAAUAACCAGUGUGCCCGAAAACUGGCUCACGGAGUAGACUGUGCUGGCCUCACAGAUCCUUGUCGAUCUGGACUAGCGUGUGUUGCAAACAAGAACUCUGUUAAAAAAUGUCUGUGUGGUCCUAUAAGUAGAUCGUACUGGGAUGGACUUUCCUGUAAAAGUGUUGGCGAUAUCACAGUGCUGGCAAGGGUGAACUCAAGGAGCACAUCCCGGAUAGACUUCAGUUGGACUGUAACCCCCCAAGGAUUUGUAAAUAACUACCAGGUGGUCACUAAUUCUGACCCGCAGACUUGCUCACAAGGACAAGGGCAGUACAAAAAGGAUGAUGUGUCUGGGACAGCUCUCAGAGUUUCAAGUACAGGGCUCAGACCUGGGGUGAAAUAUUUGUCCACUCUGGCCCUGGUACUGACCGCGACAAAUGACUACCCACAGAGAUCAAAAGGAUUCAAUUUACCUGAAGUCUGGACAAAGCCUGCCCAGCCUGGAGCAGUGAUACCUGGAAGUAGUACCCUCUCAGUGCCGCGUACUGUCCUCACGUUUGGACCUUCGGGUGGCUGUGUCGCUAGUUAUUUGGUGACAGUGACAGGGCAAGGGUCAUUACGUCGAAGCAAGAGAGUGACUACUAACACAGCGGUCUUUGAGAAUCUGGUCGCAGAUACUUUCUAUAGCUAUCUCAUUACAGCCUACAAUGGUGGAAAUUAUGCCAGUGUCUCAACGACUGGAUCUUUUACAACAGCAGCUGCAGCACCAGGUCGUGUGUAUGAUUUCCGCCGUUCUUCAGUCACUGCUACUGGCGUUGUGGUGAGCUGGCGAAGGCCGUCACAACCUAAAGGCGAUCUAAAAGGAUACAAAGUUUGGGUGACAACAGACGGGAAGUGCGUUAAACAAUUCCAUGUACAAUGUCUGGACUGUAGUGUUUCUGAGUGUCAAUCCCCAGUGCCUUCAUCUCCUGUGAGCCAAUAUGACAGUACAGAUCUUGGUGAUUCCCAAGUGGGUUUUGAGGUGACAAUGACAGACUUGCUCCCGUACACAGACUACAUUGUACAAGUCCGCGCUUAUAAUAGACAGGUUGGUGGUGGGGCCGACAGUGGGGUGCCCUUCAAGACAAGUGAGGCUGCCGCAAGCCUUGUGACAAAAGUUGAGCUGGAAAGUCUACCCUUGACCGCUCAGGGAAGGCUGGACCUGAGUGUUAGCUGGAUCCCUGGUUAUCGGAACGGGGAAACCACCUUCACUGUUGUGAUCAAGGAAAAGGAAAGUCUCACCUCAGGAAACUUCAUUGUGAAACAAAGACAAGCGUUUCAAGAUAAAUCUGGCGUUACCUCUGGCAUUCUGAAGAACGUGCUUGGCCACUGGGUCUAUGAAGUGACCGUUGAAGCCAAAACCAACGUGGGUGUCGCUGCUGUAUCAAGUCCACAGACCAUUACAACUUUAUACAAACACCCAGGACCUGCUACUGCUCUGACGUUGACAAAGAGUACCCGGGUGGCGUCUGACGUCUCCCUGAGCUUUGGAUGUCCCGAGGAAAGAGAAAGAAAUGGCGUCUUGUCAGGCUUUUACAUUUCAAAGUCGGACGGCACUAGGGACCCGGUUGUUGAAUUUGUUACAGCGACUUCCUGCGACAGUGUGUUCCGGCCAUCUGUACAAGUUGUUGUUGGGGAGGGUCCGACGAAUUACACAUUCAAGGUGAUGGCUUCAAAUGGACAGUAUAACAGCAGCUAUGAGACGUCAGAAAUUGUGAUAAGCCCCCUACUCCCGGAAGUGAGUGAAUACACGGCUACAGAUUUCACAGCAGAGUCGUCUGGCAGCAAGAACACCCUGACGUCUUUCCCAGUGACUGUGUGUUUGACUUGUCUCAAAAAUUUGAACAGCAGACAGGGAAGUUUGACGGAAGUUGUUCUCGCCGUCUGUAAGAAUAAGUGUGGAGGCUCUGGGGCAGCCCGUAGAAAGCGGGAAGUGGAUGUGGACAGUUUGAAGACAUGGGCCGAAGCUAAGAAGGAAGGAUUUACUGACAUGUACCGAGCCACUCCACGGGGCUGGCACCAGGAUCUGUUAAGAACGCCAGGGGGAGAAUAUGUAUUCACAGUUGGGGAGAAUAACUCAUGCUCUGAUACCGGCACUGACUUCUGCAAUGGCCCACUUCCUUCUAGAGAAGACUUUCAAGUCCUCCUUAUCGUGUGCAACGGCGCUGGCUGUGUGGAUUGCUUAAACGAUGAUUCUGUCUUUGGAACAACACCUGACAGUAACGUGGACAGUGACGAUGGCAAUGUUGUUGUUUUUGUCUUGGCUGUCAUCUGCUCUGUGUUGGUUGUUGGGAUCAUUUUGGCCGUCAUUUUCUUUGUUUGCCGACGUAGAAGGCAGAAGCAUCACAAGGAAACAAGACCUGUGGAGCUUGACACCCUUGAGGAGAAAGAGAUGAUCAAAACACGAAGACCUAUCCUGAUUCGAACUUUCAGACGAACUCUGUUACAGCUCCACGGAGAUUCAGACUUGCUGUUCCGAUCUGAGUUUGAGGACCUACAGAAGCUCAGCGCUAGACUUCCCCACGGGAACAAACCGGUGGAUGAACUGCCCUACGUGAGCAUUGGCGAGAAGCUGCCCUCGGACAGUGAGACAAUGGACGUGUUUAAGGCUAAGUACAUACAGGGCUACAACUCUGUGCGGGAAUACAUCGCUGCCCAGGGCCCCAUGCCUUCCACUGUGCCAGACUUCUGGAGGAUGGUGUGGGAACAGAAGUGUAAGGUCAUUGUCAUGCUCUCAGACCUUACAGAGGGGGGACGGGGAAAAGGGAAAUCGUACUGGCCGAAGAAACUCAACGAAUCUGUUGAGUAUGGAGACAUUGUGGUGAAGAUGACCCAGGUCUUAAUGAUCAACAAAUACACUAUACGUAAAUUCCAGAUCUCCAUGGGUUCAGACACACGCCUGUUGACCCACUUUUCCCUGCAAGGCUGGACUGACGCCAAGGUCGACUUGACAGUAGAAGAUGUGGUAGGCUUCGUCCAAAUUGUGCGACAGGAAGCCAUACAUACGAAUUCUGGGCCGUUUGUCGUCCAUUGCAGCGCUGGUGUGGGUCACACUGGUACUUUUAUCGCCCUGGACUAUUUGAGCCAGUUCGUGGACAAGCACAGACUAGAUAAGAACAUCGACGUUUUCAGUUACGUCAUGAAGAUGAGAGAGAACUGUCCCGGUAUGGUGCAGACGGAGACUCAGUACAUUUUCAUCUUUGAUGCACUGAUGGCGGUGAUACAGAAAAAGAUAAAUGAAGACCAGGAGAGGGUCUAUGACAAUAUCAGAGAGAGUGAAGAGGACAUGAACGAGAACCUUUCCCCGGAAGAAACUUCACAUUAUUAUUCAAACCUAGCCUGAGUCCCAAAAUGUGGAAGUGAUCAACGACCAAAAAGAAACUCCCAUGACGGUUCUGUAAAGAUCUCAACUCACGUGCCCCGAACGACCUGCUCUUUCCACUCAACUGCUCAACCUCUCCGCAAGCCUUCCCUGUUGGCCCACAGCCCUGUCCUCUUGGAAGAAACUGUGACCUUUUUGUCUGCAGCAAACACCAACUUUAGUGCCUUAUACAUAAUACAUUUGCCUUAUAUCUUUAUACUUUAUCCUCUUCUCCCACUUUGUCAUCGGCUUUCAGUAGGGCGCUCCGUUAGCUCAGUUGGUAUAAUGCAGGGCAAUAGAGCGUACUUUCUUGGUUCGAAUCCUAGGCUCAGCACUCUUGAAAUUGGAUUAUGUUGUGGAGAUUUUCAGGCUUUCAACAUAUUUGGCUCAAUCCUAUCGGAGACGGACGUUAAAUAACCCAUGUACUUACACACACACAUACACACACACACA